Messenger RNA from Calliphora vicina (urban bluebottle blowfly), 5706 nucleotides. RefSeq names its product PUB and ZnF_RBZ domain-containing protein tamozhennic (gene tamo). The coding region runs from base 820 to 3726 and encodes 968 amino acids. Gene Ontology annotation, cellular component: cytoplasm. The transcript has 5 exons. NCBI's taxonomy places the organism in Eukaryota, Metazoa, Arthropoda, Insecta, Diptera, Calliphoridae. The record is from RefSeq and is a predicted model, not a curated record.
AUUUUUCUUUUCACAAACCAUUCAUUCAUUGUAGAAAAUAUACACAAGAUUAUACGCAAAUAAAAAUAAAUCGUAAAAUUGCAAAAUUUGAAAUAUAAAGUUCCAUCACGACACUCUAAAUAAUAAAAAAUAAUAAUAUAGAAGAAAUAAAAUAUUGAAUUUAACAUAUAUUAAAAGAAAACAACGAAAUUCCUUUGCAAAUAUUUGUUGUAUAUGAUAAGAAAAAUUACAAAAAAAAAAAAAAAACGGAAGUGAGAAAAAAAGUGUGAAAAGAGACAAAAGGAAUUUAUGCAAUAUUUAUUUUUUACAUAUAAAAUGUACAAGUGAAUAUUUUUUUGAAACAUAUAGCAAAUUUAUUUUAAGACAAAAGAAAACUAUGGUUUUUUGUUUUACAAAUAUAAAAAGAGCUUAAAAUAAAACCUAAAAAAUAGAUUGAUAAAAAAUUCCUACGGUCACAUAGCCAAACACAACCACCACCCAAUAAAACAAAAACAUACAACCACUUCAGCGUAGCCAGCACAUACCCCACCAUCAGCACAACCUACUACUUCAAAAAUACCUUUUAUGGCAGAUAUACCCGGUCGUAUAAUUAUUACUCAUACUUGUGUGUUUAUUAUUUUUAUAAACAAAUGAAAUAAGUGCAAUAACAAGUAAAUAUAAAAAAAUAAUAUGCUGAUUUUUCGUUAAAAAUAACAAUAUUGUUCAAAAAAAAAAAAAAAAAUAUAAAAAAUAAUCGUGUAUUUAGCGAAAUCAAUAUCUCUAAUAAAUCUAUCUCAUUUAAAGAUUGAUCAAGCACUGCGUUAAAUUUGCAAAUAAAAAAUGUCGGACUUCGUGCCACGAGAUAUUUUACCUGAACUAUGGGAUGAAAUUGUGAAGAGACACUGGGAAUAUUUGGAAACUGAAGAAAGUAUAGUGAAGUUGGAGAAACGUAAAAAAUUAGAAGAUUGUUUGAAGGAAUUUUUAUGUAUAGUUCAACAUGAUCGUAAAUUCUUUUUACCCGAUACAGCUAAAGUUUUGAAAAAUUCAAUAAGAGAUUUAGAGGAGUUUAGUGCCGCAACAGCGAUAACGGCCUUCGAGUCGAUUAGUCAAUAUGCCAAUAAUUUAUUUACAAAACCAUGGCGAAAAGAAUUUCGAAUUUUAAAGAUGUAUUCGGGUUUCUACCAACACGAAAUCAAAUCAAAUUUAUUAGACGCUGAAAAAUUAUUUGAAGCCAUGGGCUAUCGCCGUUUAUCGGAUGACACGUUAAUCUUGGAUGGGCCUAUAUGUCCGGAUCAAGUUACAAAUGUUUCUCGUGAUGCUAUGACCGCUUAUGUUGAAUUGCAAAUAAUUAAGCACAUCUAUACUGGACUUGAUGCCAUUGGUAUUAAUUGUUCCUGGUUGGACAUUUAUCGUUAUCGUGAAAAAUAUACGGGCGGCACUUCGCAAGCUGUAAAAGCUCUAGCAUAUUCGAUUGAAGAGAAACGUUUACGAUCUAGGCAGAAGGCUUUAGCAGGUGAUAAUUACGGCUAUAUUGAUGUACAACAACCAUCAUCAAAUUAUUUUACACCAUCAAACCCACAAUUUUGUCCGGCUCAAUGCCAGUGCAAUCUCUACCAACAGAUACCACCAGCGUCUAGACAUCGGCCAAUGGCUCAGCCAAAUGGCAUGUGCUGCGUACCUGAACAUCAUCAACAAUCUGCAAAAACUACACCGAAUUUAGUUUACAGCAACAUGGCCUAUCCUGCCCAGCAUCACUACCAACACAGCCAUCAUCAUGGGGAAAUUUUAAACGACAGUGCAGGAGUUCCACUGUCUCAAAUGUCACACUCUAGAAGUUUAGAACAUUAUAGUGAACCAGCCAAUCAUCAUCACAGCAUUUUGCCACAUCGUCAUUCAUUUGACCAUCAACAGCAAGGAUGCGCAGCACAACAUCACCACUCUCAACAACUGCAACAACAACAGCAGCAGCAUCAUUACUAUCAACAUCUUAAUCAGCCCCAACAGAAUUUCUAUGAAUCGCCAUACGAUUGUAUUGAUGGUAAUUCUAUGGGUGGUGGCAGCAGCACUAUUUCCUAUGCUGCUGUUGCCGCCAAUGCUGUAACUGGAGCAUCAACAACAGGCGGUGGUAGUGGCAGUGGUGGUGGUGUGAUUAAUUGCAAUUUAAACUCCAACUCGACAUAUUCUCAUCCUUAUAAUGUUUCCGGUAAUCGUUUUCCCUUGCCAUUGAAUAUAUCAAACCAAUUGUCGGCUUAUGACAAUCUUCAAUCCUCCAAUUAUGUCGGUUCUCAAGAACCAACAUAUGCCCAUAUUGCGGAUCAACACAUGUAUUCAGUCUCUAAAUUACCCCAGAAUUGUAUGAUGAAUUCAAAUGCAGCCAGUUACAAUCAAUUGAGCCAUGUUCAUGGCGUACAAAAUCCGUCGUUAACCAAAGACUCGCUUCAGAGACAGCGUUCUCAUCUAUCCGAACAAUUAAUUAACUUCGAAGAUCCAUCAAUAUUGCCACCAAAUACUCCACAGCAACAAUUUGAUCCCCUAAAUCAAUAUCGCCCAAGUUAUGAGCCAUCCAAUCAUUUAAUGGAUAAACGUUACAAUAUGGGCAACAUUAUGGAGAGUUCUCUCCCUCCUCCUGUGACAUCGACUUGUCAGCAGCACUAUGUUGCUGGGAAACCUGCUAUAAAUGACGAUAUGUACGUGUAUGCUAAACCAACACCAAGGGAAAACCGCAAACCCUUACAGAACCCGAUAAAUAUACGAACAUCUUCCUACAACUCCGGGGACCGAGGUGACACAACUGAUAUGAGUUAUGAGUCGGCUAACGAUGAUUUCACCAACUUACCAGGUCAAGAGAACGAACGCAGCCAACUGCGUUCUCCUACACAGUUUACAAAGAAUCAAGACGGCGUGGGAUCAUUUGAAUCUUGGAAUUAUGUUUUUAAAAAUUUAGAAAGAUCGGGCUACACCAAAGAUCUGGGUGAAAGGGAAGACUUUUUAGUUCAAUCUUUAGAUUUGGACUCAAUAAAUAUUAACAAUGACACCUCACCCAGCCAGAGUAGUUCAGCUGAGAAGAGAAGAUCUAAUUAUGCUGGAAAUGAUAUUAAAACCACCUCUCAACAUCAGCAGCAGCAGCAGCCGCAGCAUCAACCGCAACAAUUAGAACCCAAACAAAAGAGCAGAACUUUUGAGAAUUCUAAAUAUUCAUCGAGAAACAACACAAAAAUGGAAAUCACAGCUUCUGCGUCUUCCUCUAUUAACAGCAUGCAAAAACCGAAAACUUCAAUGGACAAUAAUACAAAGAAAAUUAAAUCGGCUCUUAAACAAACCAAUGAAACCUCAAAACCCAAUACCAACAACAUUAAUCCAAAUCAUCACCCCAAUAAAACACAACCAAAACCAAAUGACAAUAAAACGCCACCCAAGACAAUGAACAAUAACAACAAUGACUCUUCAACCAAUAUGGGCAAUGGGACCACACAUCGCAAAAAAUCAUCCUCAUCGGCAACGGCAACGAUGAAUACAACAAGGAAAUCGACAUCAGUUGGUUCCACAACCGCACCCCCACUAUCAACCCAAAUUAUUGUUACUAGUCCCCCUGAAUGGAGUUGCAGUUUUUGCACUUUUCUCAAUCCCAAUACAAAACGUAUUUGUGAAAUGUGCUGUCGCUCCAAAGACUUUAAUUUGGAUUCAUCCACAACUACCACAGCUGCAGGAGGAACUACCGUGGCUCACAAUACUCCAACGUGUGCUUAGAAUUACACGAGAGAAAGAUAAGCAACAAAUAUUUCAUAAAAACGUACCUGCAUCGGAUGAUUUCUCCUUUUUAGUUUCUCCUGUUACAAAUCUUAAGUUUUCCUUAUUAAUUCUCUUUCAUUUCUCAUCAUAUUAUAAUUAUUUUUAGUUAUUUUCAUUAAUUAUUUACAAACGAUCUACAAGAUCCCAGAUUUAGCUAUUAUCCUAAUAAUAAUAUAAAAUAAAAAUAAAAAUACAACAAAAUAAAAACAAAAAUGGACUGAAGAAUUUAAAACAUGUUAAUUGUAUGUUAGUUAAACAUUGUAACAUAAAUUUGUGGCAAUCGUCGUUCUAAUACCUACAAUAAUACAUAAAUUUGAUAUAACGAAUAUGAAAUAAUAUACCUACAUACAUACAUACACACUCUAUAUAUACAUGUUUGUAUGUAUGUAAUACAUACAUUUAUUAUAAAAAAAAAAAACUGAAAACUAAAUAAACAACAUUUAAUAAAACUUUUAUGAUUUAUUUUUAAUAAUUUGUUCGACGAAAUAAAUAAGUCGUUUAUAUGUACGUGAAACUAGGAACUAUACCUAAUUGAAACAAUAUCGGGGCCUAGCUUUGUUUUUAAAUUUAAAAUUUUACUUAGCACUCAUUAAAUUUCGUUCAUAUGGAGAGCUUCUGUUUUCACAUGCACUAAUGUAUAUUUUGGAGAUUUUUAAAUAUUUUGUUUUUAAGUUAAUUUCAAUAUUGUAAAUGAUUUUAAUUUGAUCAUACAUACAGUUAUGAACAUACAAUUAAGUUACUCAUCUGUUGUUGCUCUGUUACUUAACAAAAAAUAUAAACAAUUACAAAGAAAUUAAAUAAAAUUAUUUUCAUUUAUUAACAUUUCGAUUAGCUAAUUUUUUCCGAAAAUUAUAUUUAAGCCUCAUUUUUAUGGUGGCUAUAUAAUUAAGUUAUUUGAAAUAUGUAUUGAGUUUUUAGUACUUAGUGGGAUAAUCUUAGUGAAUUAUUUCUGCACUCCUAGAUUGGAAACCACAGUGCAGCAAUAACUUGACAUCAGUCUCCUCGAAGGAUUUUUAUCUCAGGUCAUUUUCAUUUGAAACUUUAUACACUGCUAAUGUUAAUAAAUAAAAAAAAUUUUAUAUAUUUAAUUCCUUUGUAAUUGUUUAUAUUUUUUUGUAAAUUAAAGACAAUAGCAUAUGAAGAACUUAUGCAUAUAUGUAUUUGUUUGUUCAUUCAUAAAAAAAUAAAUCACUGACUUAAUCGUAAUUUAAAAUCCUUGAACUUUAGAAAUAAGAAAAGAUGAAUAUAAAUAAAUAACUACACAUAAGUUUCCAAAAUGUGCCUCCCCCUUAAAAAAGAACAAAAUUUUAGUUGUAUAAUUUACGAAAAAAGAGAAAUAUGUAUUUAUUAAUUUCAUAUAUUUUCAAGGAACAUUGCAGUUUACGUUAUAGUUAAAUGUAAAAACUUAGAAAAGUGACUAUAAAAGAGUACUUGUUUACAGGCAAAAUGAGCUAUGGGUGCGAUUUUGUUACUACAUUUGGAAAGCGAUAUUUUCAAAUUUUGUAAUGCAGACAUUAUUUUCAUAUUUAGUUGUAAACAAGUGUUAUUUUUUAUAAAUAAGCAUUUAAAUAAAUACUCUACGAAUUAAAUGUUUUUAUUAUUUUAUAAAAAAUUACUUUAAAACUAUUACCAGAUUAACGAAACUGAAAUGUUCCAAUGGAUUUAAAUAUGUGUUAGACUGCUCCAAUGAAAGUAAUGCUGAACUAAUAGCCUGACAUCAAAAACAAAUGGAUUAUUUAAAUGAAUUUUUGAUUCAUGCCGUAUAUAAGAUACCCUUCACCAAAUUAUACUUUAAAAUAUUUUUAGGUAAAAAAAAAAUUGUUUUCAAAUUUUAUGGCCAAAAUUGUUUUUUCGUAAUUUAUUUUUUAUUUAAUUUUUUUUUGUUAAUUUAAAAAAAUUAAUUAUUUAAAAAUUAAAUUUAUUACAUAUUGAAAAAAA